AUGGAGACUGCGUCGAAGGAGGAUAAGUUGAUUGUUCUUGGUGACUUCAACACCCGCGUCAGCACAGACCAUGCUGCGUGGACAGCAGUGUUUGGUCACCAGGGUCCAAACGGCUCCAGUGACAAUGACCUGCUCCUUCUACGAACCUGCGCAGAAUAUCGACUCAUCCUAAAGAACACCUUCUUCCACCUUCCGAUGCAGGAGAAGGCCACCUGGAUGCAUCCCCUGUCGCGUCAGUGGCACCUGCAGGACUAUAUACUCGUCCGGAGGCGAGACCGGCAGGACCUGCUGGUGACAUAG
Molecule: messenger RNA, 300 nt
Organism: Spirometra erinaceieuropaei
Lineage: Eukaryota; Metazoa; Platyhelminthes; Cestoda; Diphyllobothriidea; Diphyllobothriidae
Source: the annotation of a GenBank genome assembly